CAGUGGUGCCCGUGCAGAUCAGCAGAGAUGGCAGAAGCUUCUGUGGCUGUUGAGUUACAGGUGUGUCUGCAGGGAGGACUUCUCCAGCUCCUUUGCUGAUUCCUACACAGAAGCCUGGCAACCAUCGCAGAGGUCCUCCGCGGGCGAAGAACAAAGCUACAGGACACCAGAAACCCCAUGAGCCAUCCGAAAACAUGAGGCAAAUGCUGAAGGAAAUGCAGCAGGCAGGAGAAGAAGUGGAUGGAGAGGCUGUGCAGAAGGCAGCAUUUCCUGGAGGAAGCAGUGGUUCUGUGCCAGCCUCUGCUGCAGGAAGGGAGGCCAUGCCAGGCACAGGCACAGGAGCUGAGGUUGCUCAGAAGGCUUCUCCAUUAGCUUGGCUGCAUAAAGUUUUGAAGCCCUUGGAGUCUCCUGCAGGUGUGUCUGCAGGGAGGACUUCUCCAGCUCCUUUGCUGAUUCCUACAAAGAAGACUGGCUCCCAUGGCAGGGGUCCUCUGAGAAGGAAGAACAAAGGCAAAGGACAGAAGAAACCCCACGAGCCAAACAACAUCCUGAAACACAUCGUGACAGAACUGCACAAAGGGCAUGGGAUGGACAGAGAGGCUCUGUGGAAGGUGGCAUUUCCUGAAGGAAGGGAAGAGAUGCCAGGCAGAGUCCCAGGAGAUUGGGAUCGUGACAUGGAUUCCAUGCUUGUCUUUCUGGAUGAGAGUGUGAAGACCUCGGCAGAUGGUGGAGCUAACCCGGUUGGUGAAAGUGAUCUGGCUUCCCAACCCACAUUCAGGAUUGAGCCUCUGGGAGAUGCUGAGGGUGUGUCUGCAGGGAGGACUUUCCCAGGUCCAUUGGUGGAUGUUGCACGCAGGACCAGCUCCCUUCGCAGGGGUCCCCUGAGAAUGGAGAACAAACCUAGAGGAGACACUAAGUCCCUGGAGGCAUCCAAACACAUGGAGGAGAUGCCGAGUGAUCUGGAGAGACGCCAUGAUGCAGCCAGCACCACAAAACAUGCUGACAACAUCGGGAAGAGCACAAGAGUUUUCUGCUGGGUAACACCAUGUUUGAAGAAGUUGAUGGCCAUUGUGGCUGGUGCGGCACUGUGCCUGAUGAUGUGCUAUGCCGCAAUCUGGUAUUGCUGGAAGAGAAACUGGAGCACCUCUGGACAGGAGUUUAAAGACGGUGGCUGCACCUUACUCCCAGACAGUUUGAGCUGCUCCUCUGGCCGUCAUAAGGGCCUGGACAGCCCUUUCACCUGUUCUGUGUAGGGAACCGAAGAUCAGCCAUCUACAAGGAAACCUCCUACUACCCUGUAGAUCCCACUGCCACCUGCUCUCCCCAUAGGUCUCCCCAGCAUGACUUCAUCCCUUUUUUGAUCUCCCUGCAUCCCAUCCCCGCCAAUUCUCAAGUUCUUCUGGAGA
This is a messenger RNA of Passer domesticus (house sparrow), 1406 nucleotides long. RefSeq lists its product as uncharacterized. The transcript is spliced from 13 exons. Lineage: Eukaryota; Metazoa; Chordata; Aves; Passeriformes; Passeridae. The coding region runs from base 195 to 1253 and encodes 352 amino acids. The record is from RefSeq and is a predicted model, not a curated record.